AUGAAGGCCGUAAUGCAAGCGAUACGGUUACUAGUAGUCAUACAAAUCAUCAGAAAUGUCCGUUGUCAAGAUGGAUUCAGCGAUCGAGACUUACUGCGUCUCCAACAGAUGGCUUCCAACGAUGGCCAGGUUGAAACCAUCACUAGUUACAGUACCAACAUCAUUCAGAGGGAUCCGAAUAGUCAGUCGAUUAGUUCGGUGAGUGUACAAUACCAUAUGACAGAUCCUGAGAACAAUGAAGAAUACAACAGAGCAGAUCGAACAAGAACAAGAAAAGUGUACCGAAUUAAAAAUCCCUUUGAACAUCAAAAUCAUCAGGAUGAUCAUCACGAGACCAACACUGCUGAAACACAAGACAGCGGCACCGCAGCUAGUAACCAGUAUGCAGCUAUGCAAUACUCCCUGCCACCCGAAGAGUUCCUGCAGCAAAUGAGAGCGGAGAAUCAAUACUAUCAGCAACAACAAGUAUCUACUCAAGCCCCUCAUCUUAGCUACACAGCCACCCCACAACCCCAAUACCAAUAUUCCACAAUAUCCCCAAAUUAUGACGACAACAACCAUCAGUCAAACCAAAUACCCCAACUUGAACCGAAAAUGUCUGUUGGUCAAAAUUAUUUAACUAAUACAAACUCGUAUCAAUACGGUGGUGGUAAUUCUUAUAAUUUUGAUAGUAUUCAAAGUACACCAGCGUCUGUAACGCCACUUAUAUCAACGCCUCUUCCAAAUAAUCAAUAUGUGGGUACACAGUCAAACUCUUACGUUUCUAGUUCUUCGCCGAUUUAUAUAUCUAGUCCACCUAAUUUGCAAUCGUAUGUUUCAUCUCCAUUAUCAAAUAUUCAAGAUGUAUCUCCAGAUUACAGCAAUAGAGUGAGCUCAACUAUAGGAAGCAACUCCCUUAAUUACGAAAAUGAGUUCCAAAAAAAGAUGAUGAUAGAUCAUUAUGAUAAUUCCGCUCAUGGAGUAAGAUACCCGGUAAACAUGCAACAAUACCAAAAUGAUUAUCCAUCCUCUACUCCGGUUCCUUCUUCGUCUCCUUAUUCAGAUCAAAGUCAUGAUUCGUGGCGAAAUCAACAAAAUGGAAUUAACAGUGUAUCGAAAUCUCUUCAAGAAUUAUCACUUACUCAGUAUCAAAAUUAUCCAUAUAAUAAUAAUCAACAAGAUUUGAGAUCAGAUGCUAAUGAUAACUCGAAUAGUGACAACCACCGGAUGGGAAAUGUACCAGCUGCUAACAAUUUAUAUCUAAAUUAUGCUCAACCAGAAUAUCAAUCGGAUAACUUGAAGGGGCGAAUAAAAAGCUUUGAAGAAAAUGGUCAAAAUAAUAACUAUUACUCACAUGGUGAUUAUGGAUGGAAACUUCAAAAUAAAAAGGCUUUAGUAAGUACAGAAAAUUAUCCGCAAGGAAGCUUUGGAAGAUAUCAAUACUCUAAUCAGCCUUCAGCUUUACAAAGUUCACCAGGUAUGGCGGUAAGUCAGAUGAAUUUCCAUAUGGAUACCGGCAGGCCGCAGAACUAUGACCAAGUAUCAAAGUCAAGCGCCGAUACCAUAGAUACCCAAGAUUUUGCUAGAGCAGCAGCAAAAGCACAAGAAAGACAGCAACAACAACAACAGCAACAACAACAGCAACAACUAUACGGGAAUAACUAUCCGACAAACUACAAUAUACCGAAUCCAACACCUGGACCUAAUUAUGGCAUCAAUGACAAGCAAAGAAAUAGAUUCAAUGAAAACACAAAUUCUAAUAACUAUCCAUACAAUGGCAAUUUGCAAACAGAUUUAAUAACAGCUUCACCUUAUUAUUAUACAAACUCAAAAGAUAGCAGUUAUGAUCAGAAAUCCAAAUUACCAUUUGACCAUGACAAAGCUUUGAAAAACAUUGUUCCCAUAGAUGUUUCAAAUGUAGUUGGAAACUCAGAAUCACAAGUAAGAGGGUUAGGAGGCCAAGAUAAUAAUAACAGAUUUAAUGUACAAAACUCAGGCAAAAAUCAACUUGAAGAAAAUUUGAAGCAAUAUUACAGAUCGGUCACAGAUGCUUACUAUAAAGAUAAAAACUCUAUUUAUGGAUUCAAUAUAAAAACAAAGCCAGAAGACAUAUUAAACAGCGAAAGCAAGCAACUUGACUCAAAUUUACCAUUUUAUGCAAAGCAGCAACAAAUUCAAGAUUCUCUGUAUAAUCUACAAGACAAACGUUACUUUGAAGGUUCGAGUGCAUCUCCAACUUUUGUUUCAUCACCAAAUAGUCCAUAUCAAGAUAAUUUCCAAUCAUCAGCAAACAUUCAGCAACAAGGUUUACAGCGACCACAAAACACCAUGCCUAGUGAUAUCGCGAAUAUAUUGAAACUUAAUGACGUACCAUAUCGUUUUUCCUCCAGUUUAUCAGAAGGAGAUACGUUGCGGUUUAAUAACAAUUUUGAUACAGCAGUGAUACCUACUCCUUUGCCAACUAGAAUUAACCAGAAUGUUGGAAGCCACCAAAUUGAUGUCUCGAUUCUUAACAAACUGUUGAAUAAACAAACUCCACUUAAUCUUAACAGGCCCGAUAUUGACCCUCAGGCCAGUGGAUUAAUAUCGAAUAUAAACGGAUUUAAAGUUGCUAACCCCUUCAAUGUAGAUCUCAAAUUAGUUGCAGAUAUGUUAAAAGGAAAACCAGCAAUUGAUGAUAGUCAUUUAUUACCUUUGGGUAACCAAUUCAGUAAGACCAUCCCUUUGAAACUAGAUUUAUCGCAAUUGCAACAAUUACUUUUGAAAAAUGAUAAUACUGGUAGUUAUGCAUCAAUAAACGAUGGUUUAAGUGCCUUUGCUAAUCCAUAUUUGGAUUUUUAUAAUCCUGGGCGACCUUACCAAGGUGUAAAGUAUUCUCGUAGUCAAGAAGAAGAAGAAAGUGAGAGUAUUAUACCAAUAGCAGAUGCUUCCAACAACCAUCCUAUUGGUGCAGUUAUAGAACAACUGGAUGACAUAUCAAAUGAACGCGAAGCAAGUACUGGAUCAGAUGUCACAGCUCAAGACGAUGAAGGCUUGCCGAAUAAAUUCGAAAAACGCCCUAAGCAUGCCAUUAUUUCAGGACACAGGAUAGCUGAUAGACACCGACAUCCAAACUCUUUGCAAGGUCAGCGUUCAUAUCAAAGAAAAUAUCCAAAGUUACAUUCAGAUGAACCCUAUCCUUUGUUAAAACCGCCUCCGCCUCAGACAAAAAGUCGGGAAUCUCGUAAUAACUUUGAAAAGAAAAACACUAAGCGACGUCGUUAUAAGCCGAAGCUAGUUCGAGUUAUGAAAACUGAACCUUUAUAUGAAGCUGGUACCAAUACUGAAGAAGAAGACGAAGCUUCCGUUCCGACGUUACUACGGCCACCGCCGCCUAUCGCUGAUGCUAAAAUGGAUAGACUUGAUGAUGAGGAAAAUACGUAA
Messenger RNA from Amyelois transitella, 3402 nucleotides. RefSeq names its product myb-like protein P. Bases 1 to 3402 code for a protein of 1133 amino acids. NCBI's taxonomy places the organism in Eukaryota, Metazoa, Arthropoda, Insecta, Lepidoptera, Pyralidae. The transcript has 2 exons. The record is from RefSeq and is a predicted model, not a curated record.